This is a messenger RNA of Rattus norvegicus (Norway rat), 4908 nucleotides long. RefSeq names its product CD300c molecule like 1 (gene Cd300cl1). Gene Ontology annotation, cellular component: plasma membrane. The record is from RefSeq and is a predicted model, not a curated record. NCBI's taxonomy places the organism in Eukaryota, Metazoa, Chordata, Mammalia, Rodentia, Muridae.
GGUUGAAGCCCUCAGGGACAGAAGGCAUCCUCAAACCACAACCAUGGGUGUCUCUACUUGCUAGGCAUAGUAGGAACCACAGGCUCUGAGGACUGGAACAUCUAUAGAGCCCUCCAUAUACCUUUCAUCUGGAGCCUCUCAUGGGAUCAAGGAACCAGGAAGCUGAGGAGAAAAAGGAGAACUAGGCAAGAGGACAGUCUACUGUGUAGAAGGAGACUGCUCGUUUUUCCCUCUAGGCUCUGGUGUGGGUGCAGGUGACAACUGAGCUGAAGAAAUGAUCCGCAGAGGAAUAGGAUUGUGGCUGCCUUCAGCUCUGCUCCUCUCUCGGGUCCCAGGCUGUGUCCCUCUGCGUGGCCCCAGCAGUGUGACAGGCACUGUGGGGGAAUCUCUGAGUGUGACUUGUCCAUAUAAGGAGAAAUUCAAGUCGACCAUCAAGUACUGGUGCAGAGGGUCACAUGUUCUACUUUGCGAAGAUAUUGUCAUGACCAGAGGCUCAGAAGAAGCUAGGAAUGGCCGAGUGUCCAUCCGGGACCAUCCAGACAACCUGACCUUCACAGUGACCUUGCAGAGCCUCACCCUGGAGGAUGCAGGCACCUACAUAUGUGGGGUGGAUACACCAUUUCCCUAUUACCGCUUUCGGAAUAGAGAGUCAUUCAGGGUUGAGGUGUCUGUCAUCCCAGGUUCAAGUCCUGGGAGCAGUAUAAAAAUCCUGGAGCCCACCAGAUCCACAGCCAGUUACACUCAGCCCAGCGUGACCACAAAUGAAACAAUUCCUGCUCCCAGCCCACAGACUCGGUCCCUUCUGAAUAGCCUCUACUUCUGGGUUCUGGUGUUUCUGGAGUUGCCCCUGUUCCUGUGCAUGAUUAGUGCCGUCCUGUGGGUGAACAGGCCUUAGAGGUGCUCUGGGAGGCACGGCAUUUGGCCCUGUCACGAAUACCAGUGAAGACUGUUGAUGUGGAGGCUCUGUCCUGGACACAUCACCUAUAUUCGCUGAGGACAACAAGUAAACCUGUGUUCUUUUUUUUUUUUUUUUUGGUUCUUUUUUUUGGAGCUGGGGACCGAACCCAGGGCCUUGCGCUUCCUAGGCAAGCGCUCUACCACUGGGCUAAAUCCCCAACCCAAACCUGUGUUCUUGAGAAUGCUCUGAGAUUGUUAGAAGAUUCUCUGCGCUCUAUCAAACACAUAGAAGAAUGUGCCCAAUAAAUACCCGCUGGAGAAUUGGCUCAGUGGUUAAGAGCAGCAGCUGCUCUUCCAGAGUCCCUGAUUUCAAAUCUCAGUCACCACACUGGUGGCUCACAACCUCCUGCAAUAGGAUCCGAUUCCCUCCUCUGCUAUACAGGUGCACAUGCAGAUAGUACACUCAUAUAUUAAAUAAAUUUAUUAAAAUUAAUUGCAUAGAAUUAUAACACAGCACCUUUACUUGUUCUUUGGUGUGUUCACAUUGUGUACAACAUGGCUCUAUCCUGUCCACCUGCGUCCCCACCGUCCCACUCCCUCAGGCCUGUGUCCCCUGCUCUCCUUCAUGUUCCAUUUCUCUUUUUCUUUUUGAAUCUCACAGAGAACAGUUAGUGCCUCCUGACUGAAUGCUAGCUGACCUUGCUGACCUCGUCUUGGGCGUGUAACCAAGGCUGUAGUGACCUUGGGAUCACGAGACAAUGCCACAUUCAGAACUCAGCAUUUCAGGGCACUCUCCUCCCCUACCUCUGCCUGUGGAACUCUUUCCUCUCCCUCCCUGCCUUGUCUGGAAUUCCUGGUGUCAUACAGGGCUGAGCACCUGAUGGUCACUUACACCACAACAGAAGGAAACAUCGCCAACCAAGGCCAGGGCAUCACUCAUUAACAGGUAGAGAUGUAGAUAUUUAGAGGACAAUUUGACAGCUUCUCCAAUAAAUACGUACACCUUCCAUGAGAAAUACUCAAUGCACUGUGUCCUCCAGAUUCACUAAUAGAAUGCGGUCUACACUGAUGACCUUACUGUCUGCUGUCACAUCCCUGCUUCCCAGCCACCCUGGUGACAUCCUGAAUCUAACACUUCUAUCUGCUUGGCUUAAGGCUUUGCCACAUACAUGCUCAUGGGCUUGCCAAGGGUGUAUUUUUUAGCUUCUCUGGGUCUGAUUGUUAUAUAAACAAGGUUAUAUAUUUUUUUUGUUUUACAUACAUAGAAUCUCACUACAGAUGUCUGGUCCAGAAUUCACUGUAUUGACCCGUUUGGCCUUGAACUCAGAAAUUGACCAGUACUGUCAUACCAGAACCAAUGUUACAUUUACCCCCUGUGUUCUGAAGUAACCCCAAAGCCUGACUCAUAGAACAAGCACUUUGCCACAGAGAUGCAACCCACACUCCCCUCCUAUCUGUCUGUCUGUCUGCCUGCCUGUCUGCCUGUCUUUCAAUGUUCUCCGUCCUUUCUUCUUCCUUCUUUGUCAUUAAUAGGGUCUCACUAUACAGCCCAGGGCAGUUUCCAACCCCCGAUCCUGAUCCUCCUGCCUCUGCCCCCUAGUUCUGGGGUUACAGCCAUGUGCUACCAUGCCCAGUCACCUGCUUCUUUUCUAUGUCUUGUGGCUUUACCAGUUAACAUGGUGUCUUUGAGGUUCCAACAACUGAUAUGUGGAUGCUAUAACGUGCACCCAGCCUGUGCUGCCCUCUGGUUGGCUAUGUAAGCACCCAAGACAGCAUUUUUCCCUUCUGUGGUUAAACACUUUAGAAGGUCUUUUCCCUUCACCUUCCUUCCCCAUUCUUGUUUUCUUCCUCCCUCCCCCUUCCUGCUGUUGUUAUGAAAUACAACACAAGCACUCAUCACCAAGACCUGCUUUUUAUGUGAGUUCUGCUGAUCUGCCUCAGGUCCUCAUGCUGGUUCAAUGGGCCCUUUAUUGACUGAAUUACCUCCACUGUCAGAUAUAUAGAUAUAGAUAGAUAUAGAUAUAGAUAUAGAUAUAGAUAUAGAUAUAGAUAUGUAUAGAUAGAUAGUUAUAGCAAUAGAUACUGAUAUAUAGAGAUAGACAUAUGCACAGAGAUAUAGAGAAGGAGAUAUACCUUUAGAUGAAAAGCUUUUAAUUGCAGUGUAGCAAAUUAGUCAAUAUUUCCUUUCUAGCUUAGGCCUUUAACUCUGACUUAAGAAAUUUCCAUACAAGCACGUGCUUGCAAUCCCAGCACACUUGACUUAGAGGCAGGAGAAUCUGGAGUUUCAUCCUCAGCUACAUGGUAAAUUCUAGGUCAUCUUAGACGACAUACGACGGUGGAGAGAUGGUUUGGCAGUCACAAGCACUGGCUGUUCAUCCAGGUUUGCACCCCAUAGAAGCUCACAGUGGCCUCUAACUCCAUUUCUAGGGGAUCCAACUACCUCUUCGGUCCUGUCUGAGCACUGCCAGGUACAGUGAUAUGGACAGGGGCACAAACCCUCAUGCAAAUAAAAAUAAGCAAAAACAUUUUCAACAAAAUCAACAACCUAAGUGGAUGAAGAGGAGGGGGAGACUAGUCAUAACAGGGAGAAGAGAAGGUGAUGCCCUAAAAUUUAAAUUGCUCUCCUGAAUUGUAAACAUGUUUGUGUCUAACUCCUUACAUUUUAUUUUUCAUGAUUAUUGAGUACAUGUGUGAUGUGUGUGCGUGUGCAUGCCACAGUCAGGGCAGACCUUCAUGGAAUCAGUUCCCUCCUUCCACAGUCACAUGAGGUACAGAAACUGAAUCCAGGUCACCAGGCUUGCUGAGCAUCAUCACCCACUGAGCCAGCGCGGUUCACACGGGUACACCGUGGUCUUCUAGCUGGAGUGGUAGUCUUAAGUCUUGGUGUCUCGGCUCUCUUCUUACCUAUCUGUAAGUCUUCCUCCACACUGGACAAGUCCUCUGCUGUUCCCAUCUUGGGAAAGACAAUCGAGUUCCUAAAAGGAAAAUCAAAUUUGGGCUCGAGAGAUGGCUCCACUGAGAGCAGCAGCUGCUCUGGCAGAGACACUGAGUUCACUUCUUAGCACCCAGCCUGGGUGUCUCACAGCCCAGCUCAAGGGAUUAAUGCCUCCUUCUGGUCUCUGUAAGACCUGUCUUAUAAGGUGCAUAGACAGAAAGACGGACAGACAGACAUGAAAAACAACACAAAGUUUUAUAAAAGGAAAGGUUUUCUGAAAAGCCCGUGUUGGGACUUUGAGUGCGAGCCCAUGUCUCAGGCAGGGAUUCUGUUGCCGUGAAGAAUCACCAACCACAACCAAAAGCAACUUGGGGAAGAAAAGGUUUAUUCUGUUGUCUCUUCCAUAUCUCAGUCCAGCAUCAAAGCAGUCAAAACAGAAGACAGACAGGGCAGGAACCCCGAGGCAGGAGCUGAUGCAGAGGCCAUGGAGGGCGGCCACUUACUGUUCCUCUCCUCAUGGCUUGCUCAGCCUGCUUUCUUAUAGAACCCAGGUCCACCAGCCCAGAGCUGAAACAGGAAGUCUGUCUCUGUAUGUAGUCAUGGUGACUUGAUGUCCUGGAACUCACAGAGAUCCCCCUGCCUCUGCCUCCCUUCUGUGGGCAUCAAAUGUCUGUAUCACUCUGCCUGCAUGGAGCUGUUUCUCAGCUGAGGUUUCCUUCUCUCAGGUGACUGUAGCUUGGGCCAAUUGGACAUUAAACCCAGGCAGCACAGAGCCUCCAAUGCACCGUUAGGAUAACUUCCUUAUCUAUGAACACGGACUGUAAGCACAAUGACUUGGGAACUUUGAAAAUAUCUUCUAAGGGUCAGUGGGAUGGAUCAGCCUUGUGGUGAAAGCCUGGUCACCUGAUGUCAGUGCCCAGGACUUAGGGUGGAAGGAGAGAACCAACUCCCAUAAGUUGUCCUCUGACUCCCAUGUGCAGGCUGCACUGCAUUCCCACACUCACAAACACGCCCCACACCACACGCACAAUAAACAAUAUUUAAAACCAAUAAUAAAAUGUUCUUUAAUAAAUGAU